CAGUUGUUUACUUCACGGGGGUAGACACCGUGAUAGGGGGAUAGUAUGUGACGCACCUGGCAACCCUAGCUAGGCCGCUCACGAGGUUCUUCCUUUCUCAGCCAGCACCGUUGCAGCGGUUGAGUGCGUGGCGUUGAUGGACUGGUGAAAUCUGUCAAAAUUCACUCAAGGCAGCCAAUUUGGGUUUCACUAGAACGGCACCAACAUGCCGGCGUAUUUUCAACGGCCAGAGAAUGCUCUGAAACGAGCGAACGAGUUUCUUGAGGUUGGCAAGAAGCAGCCAGCUUUGGAUGUUUUGUACGAUGUCAUCAAGAGCAAGAAACAUCGAACAUGGCAGAAGAUCCACGAGCCCAUCAUGCUCAAGUACCUGGAGCUCUGCGUGGAUCUGCGCAAGAGCCACCUGGCCAAGGAGGGUCUCUACCAGUACAAGAACAUCUGCCAGCAGGUUAAUAUCAAAUCUCUGGAGGAUGUGGUAAGGGCUUACCUGAAGCUGGCUGAGGAGAAGACUGAGACAGCCAAGGGUGAGUCCCAGCAGAUGGUCCUGGACAUCGAGGAUCUGGACAACAUCCAGACUCCUGAAAGUGUUCUCCUGAGUGCUGUGAGUGGAGAGGACACUCAGGAUCGUACUGAUCGCCUGCUGCUCACUCCCUGGGUCAAGUUCCUGUGGGAGUCCUACCGCCAGUGCCUGGACCUGCUGCGGAACAACUCCAAGGUGGAGCGCCUGUACCAUGACAUUGCCCAGCAAGCAUUUAAGUUCUGCCUUCAGUACACCCGUAAAGCCGAAUUCCGCAAGCUGUGCGACAACCUGCGGAUGCAUCUGGGUCAGAUCCAGCGCCACCACAACCAGAGCACCGCCAUCAACCUGAACAACCCUGAAAGUCAGUCGAUGCACCUGGAGACGCGUCUGGUGCAGCUGGACAGCGCCAUUAGCAUGGAGCUCUGGCAGGAAGCAUUCAAGGCGGUCGAAGACAUCCAUGGCCUGUUUGCUCUUUCUAAGAAGCCUCCCAAACCCCAGUUGAUGGCCAACUACUACAACAAGGUUUCUACUGUGUUCUGGAAAUCUGGCAAUGCUCUGUUCCACGCCUGCACCCUCCACCGGCUCUAUCACCUCUCAAGGGAGAUGCGUAAGAAUCUGACCCAAGAUGAGAUGCAGAGGAUGUCCACCAGAGUCCUCCUGGCCACACUGUCCAUUCCAAUCACCCCCGAGCGCACUGACAUUGCUCGGCUGCUGGACAUGGAUGGCAUCAUCGUAGAAAAACACCGCAGGCUGGCUACCCUCCUGGGCCUGCAGUCUCCACCAACCCGGCAGAGUCUCAUCAAUGAUAUGGUGAGAUUUAACUUGCUGCAGUAUGUUGUACCUGACAUAAAAGAACUUUACAACUGGAUUGAAGUAGACUUCCAUCCUCUGAAGCUGUGCGGAAGAGUGACCAAGGUGUUGAACUGGGUGAGAGACCAAGCUGAGAAGGAGGCUGAUCUGCAGCAGUAUGUCCCUCACUUGCAGAGUAAUACCAUCCUGAGACUCCUGCAACAGGUUGCACAAAUCUAUCAAAGCAUUGAGUUCACCCGUCUGGCCUCCCUGGUUCCAUUUGUGGAUGCCUUCCAGCUGGAGCGCUCCAUUGUAGAUGCUGCGCGCCACUGUGAUCUGCAGGUCCGUAUAGACCACACCUCUCGGACUCUGAGCUUUGGCUCUGACCUGAACUACUCGACCAAAGAGGAUGCCCCCGUUGGUCCUUUCCUGCAGAACAUGCCCUCAGAGCAGAUACGGAACCAGCUGACUGCCAUGUCGGCUUCCUUGGCCAAGGCCAUCCAAGUCAUCAGGCCUGCCUCCAUCCUGCAAGAGCGUGAGGAGCAGAACCAGCUGGCCAUCGCCGCCUAUCUGAAAAAUGCUCGCAAGGAUCAUCAGCGCAUCCUGGCUCGUAGACAGACAAUUGAGGAGCGUAAGGAGCGUCUGGAGAGCCUGAACAUUCAGCGUGAGAAGGAGGAGCUGGAGCAGCGAGAAGCUGAGCUGCAGAAGGUACGCAAGGCUGAGGAGGAGCGUCUGCGUCUGGAGGCCAAAGAGAGGGAGAAGGAGCGCAUCAUGCAGGAGCAUGAGCAGAUCAAGAAAAAGACGGUCCGUGAACGUCUGGAGCAGAUCAAGAAGACUGAACUUGGAGCCAAGGCUUUCAAGGAUAUUGAUAUUGAGGACCUGGAAGAGCUGGAUCCUGACUUCAUCAUGGCCAAACAGGUGGAGCAGCUAGAGAAGGAGAAGAAGGAACUCCAGGAGCGUCUGAAGAACCAGGAGAAGAAGAUUGACUACUUUGAGAGGGCAAAACGUCUUGAGGAGAUUCCUCUCAUCAAAAAGGCUUACGAGGAGCAGCGCAUCAAGGACAUGGAACUAUGGGAGCUCCAGGAGGAAGAGAGGAUCAGUAACAUGAAAGUUGAACGGGAGAAGGCUCUGGAGCACAAGAAGCGGAUGUUCAGGAUGUUGGAGGACAAAGAAAACUUCUUGUCCAAAAUCACCGCUGCUCGUAGCUUCAUUUAUGAGGAAAAACUGAAAGCUUUCCAGGAGCGCUUGGUGGAGGAGAGGAAGAAGCGCCUGGAAGAAAGGAAGAAGCAGCGCAAAGAGGACAGACGUAACGCUUUUUAUCGUCAAAAAGAAGAAGAUGCACAGCGUAUCCAUGAAGAGCAGCUCAAGAAAGAGCGGGAGGACCGUGAACGCCUGGAACAAGAGCAGAGAGAGGAGGAGGAGAGGGAGUACCAGGAGCGUCUGCGCAAACUCGAGGAGCAGGAGCGGAAGCAGCGCGCUCGUCAACAGGAGAUCGAGGAGCGAGAACGCCGCCGUGAGGAGGAGAAAAGAGUCCCCCCAGAGGAGAAAGUCAAGGACUGGGGUGAGAAUGAGAAGCAGAUAGAGAAGGAGGAAGGAGGAGGAGGAUGGAGGAAGCGCACGGAGGGAGGCGAAUCAGAGUGGCGUCGUUCUGUGCCUGACAAGGAGUGGAGGCAGGAGGGCCGUGAGGAUGACAAAGAGGAGCGCGAGAGAGAGGGGCCCUUCAGGCGAGGAGAAGGUUUCCGUAGGGGCGGAGACGACCGAGGCGCCCGUCGGGGCUUUGAUGACGAAAAAGGCCCACGCCGUGGCGGGGAUGAAGACCGUCCUCUACGCAGAGGGGUGGACGAGGACCGUGGUCCACGUAGAGGCUUUGAUGAUGACCGCGGCCCAAGGAGGGGUGGUGACGAAGACCGUGGCCCGAAGCGUGGCUUUGACGACGACCGCGGCUCCAGGCGUGGCUUUGAUGACGACAGAGGUUCCCGUAGAGGCACGGACGACUCCUGGGGUCCCCGAAGAGGAGGAGAUGAUGACAGAGGUGGAAGGAGAGGCAUGGAUGAUGGACCACGGCGUGCUGGCGAGGACCUCAAACCCUGGAAGCCGCUGGGCAGGCCUGGUGGUUGGCGUGAGCGAGAGAAGGCCCGAGAGGACAGCUGGGGUCCUCCCCGUGAUGCCAGCGAGGAAAGAGAUGAUGCCGAAGGAGAGGGAAAAUCCAAAGACAGCUUGAGAGACAGUCGUCCAGUCAGAGAGGAGUCUACUUGGAGGAGAGCAGGCGCAGAGGAAGGACGAAGCGCCUGGAGAGACUCCCGCAAAGAGGACACUGACCGAGACGAUCGUCGUGGUGGCGAGCGCCGGGAUGACCGUGAACAAAGACCCCCAGCCAGAGAUCAGGAUGAAGGAGUUUGGCGUCGUGGAGGUGUGGAGAAGCUGGAGGAGAAGCCCGGCAGCCGCGAUAGGGAGCCUGAGCCUGACGGAGAAAAGGGUUGGCGUUCUGACAAAGACAACCUUCGUCGCAUCAAGAACGAAACCGAUGAUGAUGGCUGGACCACUGUCCGCCGCUGAGCAGUAACCUCGGCAUCCAAUUGGCUCAGUUAAUGAAGAGGUGGUUAUGAAAAAAUAAUAUUCAGUAGCCCGUCAGCCAGUAAGCCGCAGUGGUGAAUUAAUGGCCACACGCUUCUAAUACUCAUGCGUUAUUCCUUUUGAAAGAAAUAUUUGUAGACCGUAGUUUUCCUGGGGAUUUCUUUUCCCUUUUAUCUUUAUUUUGACUUUCAGCAUUUUGAACCAGUCUCCUUACCACCCAAAAAACCAUCAACAAAUGAACUUGUGUGCAUUUGGUCUCAACCCUCCCAAAUGUAAACAAGACGGCCCUGAAUGGUUAUUUUACAUGAAGUGAAACAGACUAAACUGAAAAACCAAAUGUACCUGCUACAUCUUUCAAUACAAACUCACUGCAUCACCAACGUCUCUUCUAAUUUUUCAUAGAUAUUAUAUUGUGCUACAAAUCAACAACUCUUGUAAUGACAAUGACUAGGAAUUUGUCAUCUGCUAAUGUGAUCUAUGCUAUGUGAUCUAAUAUUUCAGAUGCUUCUUAACCUGUUAAAGAACUAGUGGAAUUUCCAUUAUGGUGUGCAUGCUUAGAGUAUUCCAUUGGUCUGGCUUGAUAUCCAGUGUGUGGCUCUUUCUUGCAGCAAUCAAUGCUGUUUAACCAGGUUGCAUGUUUACAAAUAAAGCCUUUAUUAAUAAAGAUGUUUGCGCACCA
Etheostoma cragini (Arkansas darter) is the source of this 4559-nucleotide messenger RNA. It is a transcript of the gene eif3s10, whose product is annotated as eukaryotic translation initiation factor 3, subunit 10 (theta). Bases 206 to 3862 code for a protein of 1218 amino acids. The record is from RefSeq and is a predicted model, not a curated record. Lineage: Eukaryota; Metazoa; Chordata; Actinopteri; Perciformes; Percidae. Gene Ontology annotation, molecular function: mRNA binding; translation initiation factor activity. Gene Ontology annotation, biological process: translation reinitiation; formation of cytoplasmic translation initiation complex. Gene Ontology annotation, cellular component: multi-eIF complex; eukaryotic translation initiation factor 3 complex, eIF3m; eukaryotic translation initiation factor 3 complex, eIF3e. The transcript is spliced from 22 exons.